AUGGUCGACCCAAUAGUGGUAUGUGCAUCUUUGCAGGAAGACGGCAUCUUUAACUUCUCCGGCAACACCCUCAUCUCCUACGGCCUCCUAUUGCGCAACCACUUUGCCGCGGCCCUGGGGGCGGCCCACAGCCUCAACUUUGAGGCGCGGGACAUGGCGACGAGGUGCCUCGAGGGGCCGAUUGUCCCUAGGCUGGACGACCGGGUGUUCGACUCGGCGAUGCAGGCCUUCAACGACCUCGCGGCACGGUCUCAGAUCCGUCACGUGUGCUCACGUGUCGAUUGCGCGCACCUCUACACGUGCGAGGUGAAGGCGGCCGAGGCGGAGGCCCGGAAGGCUGGCAAUCCCUUGAGGCCGGAGCGAACGGAGGGGCCGAGCUCUGAGCUGGCCACCUACGCUUUUGGACGGGACAAGGUUGUCGUUUUCGAUGGCACCUUCUUCGCCAACUCGAGCGCGAUGCGGGAUUCCGACACAGAAGCCUCGUUGCACAGCAUCUGCGAGCCAGACCUGGAAGCGCCGAGGGUCGCUGGGGGCUUCACCCCUCUGAGCGUGGGGGGAGUGCGCCCCUCCGACGUGCCACUGGAGGGGAUCGACUGUCCUUGGAAGUAUCGCAACGGGCUGUCCGAGUUGCGGCCGGCCGUGCGUGCUCUUGCGCAGAGGUGGUGCAACUUUCGCAAGGCUCCAGCGCAAGGGAGCUACGCGCCUCUGAAGCCGGAGGAGUUUGUCGCCAUGCGGGAGGGGCUUCCGGCGAACGUCGUCGCUCUAAUCGACCUCGUUAUCGAGUCGGGAGCUUGUGGCGACCCUGGCACGUGUGCGACUUGCAAGGCGGUGCCGCGGCGGCCGUGGAUGCAAGGGUUCCUCAAAGACGGGCCCGUGGGAGCGACCGGCUGGUGCCCGACGCACUUUCAGCCGUAUGGAGCCCUCCUUCAUGCCCUGCUCAUCCCUCGCUACUCGUGGGUCUUUGGGCACGUGGUCACCUUGAAGCUGCUGAGACACGUGUUGCUCGAGGGGCCGCUCGACGAGCGCGGGCUGGCAUACCUCUCCAACGACGGCCCCAUGCUGGCGGCCAUCUUGCACCUCCAUCCCGUUGCCGGGGGGCUGUACGCCUUCUCGUCGACGCUCCGUCCGCUCGUGCGCGACAUCUAUGCCACGAACCUCCUCUGCUUCGAGCCGAGCGCGAAUCGACCCGGCCCGUCCUCGCGUUCGCCUCUGGCCGCUCUCCAUGAUGCUACGGAGCACCUGUGGGCAAUCGAAGGCGAGAGGCUGAGGCUCAUGGGUCAGCUGGAGGCGGCCGCAAUGGAGUACGCGGAGCAGCGAGGGGCGGCACUCAAGAGGGUCGCCAACUCGCUACUGUUCGAGCUGGAGGUUCGCGAUCCCCCAUGCUAUGGCAGCGGCGGGAUUCUUCAAGCGCCAUCGGCCGCUUAUGCGGAGCGGGUCAAGGCCGUCUCUGUCUACUCUUUUCACCCCCUGCUGUACGGCCGGCCGCAGUUCGUCGAUUGGGAGGACGGAUCCGGUCGGGGGAGAAAGGGUUCCGAAGAGCGGCUCACCCAGCACUGCAGCGCUCCCAACCCUCGAUCCUCCAAGGGGCGCGCGGGGGUGUUCAUCGCGUGCUGCCAGGAUCGGGCUCCCUUGGGGUACCACUGGCUGAAGGGCGGUGAGAGCGUCUCGGACCUCGGGACGGUGCUCCCAACGAGAUUCCCUUUCAAAACGCUGCGGGGGCUCACGAUCGUGGAGGACGCCGCUUGCAACGCGCAAGAGUGGUGCUUGAACCGGGUGCCGCAACUGGCCAAGUUCAUGCUGUUCGUCGUCGACCGCUUCCACUCGGGGCCCGUGAGCUGCGCACCGGCGGGGGCGAAGCGCUACGCAACGCACACGUGUGCGCCAACGCUGUUCAUCGACUCCUUUCCGCAACAUGGCCACACAAUUACAACGGCUUCGGAGGGCAUCAAUUCAGGUUUGAAGAGAUGUGCAGCUAGCCUCCAGCAGAUCACGAGUAUCAAAAGGUUGCUGAGCCGUGUGACGACCAUACUCGACACUCGACACGUUAUUCGAACGGUCAAAGUAUGCUGUCUAUUCGAGCGAGGCUAG
Messenger RNA from Klebsormidium nitens, 2088 nucleotides. NCBI's taxonomy places the organism in Eukaryota, Viridiplantae, Streptophyta, Klebsormidiophyceae, Klebsormidiales, Klebsormidiaceae. The record is from the annotation of a GenBank genome assembly.